GCCCCUCCCAUCUUCCUCGCUAGGGUUUUCUUCGCUUCCAGCGGCGGCUUCUUGCAGAGACGCCAGGCCGGCGGCGCAGCCGAACCUCGUGAAGAGAAGAAGCAGCUCGCGGAGACAUGCCGGCGGGUCACGGCGUGCGGUGCCGGACGAGGGACUCGUUCUCGAGGCCGUUCAGGAAGAAGGGGUACAUCCCCCUGACGACCUACCUCAGGACCUACAAGAUCGGCGACCACGUCGACGUCAAGGUCAACGGCGCCGUCCACAAGGGCAUGCCCCACAAGUUCUACCACGGCCGCACCGGCCGCAUCUGGAACGUCACCAAGCACGCCAUCGGCGUCGAGGUCAACAAGCAGGUGGGCAAUAGAAUAAUCAGGAAAAGGAUCCAUGUGCGCAUCGAACAUGUUCAGCCUUCAAGAUGCACCGAGGAUUUCCGUUUGAGAAAGAUCCAGAACGAUAAGCUGAAAGCUGAGGCCAAGGCAAGAGGCGAGAAAAUCAGCACCAAGAGGCAGCCAGAGGGCCCCAAACCAGGAUUCAUGGUGGAGGGGGCAACCCUCGAAACUGUUACUCCUAUCCCGUAUGAUGUCGUAAAUGACCUUAAGGGUGGUUACUAGAGCUGAUCUGUAUUGGUUAGCUCUGAUUUGUGAUUUGUGAGCCACAUACAUGUGGUAGCUGGUUUAGUUAUAUUCAUGAUCUAAAUCCCGAGUCUUCUUUCUUGACUUGCUUCUCAAUUUUUUUUGGGGGAUUUUUUUAUCUGUUUCGAGCUGUUCUUUGAAUGCUGCAGAAGCAAUAGUAUCAAAUUAAGAACUACUAUUGAGUC
This is a messenger RNA of Syzygium oleosum, 817 nucleotides long. Its product is annotated as 60S ribosomal protein L21-2-like. The record is from RefSeq and is a predicted model, not a curated record. Gene Ontology annotation, molecular function: structural constituent of ribosome. The transcript has 2 exons. Gene Ontology annotation, cellular component: ribosome; cytosolic large ribosomal subunit. Gene Ontology annotation, biological process: translation. NCBI's taxonomy places the organism in Eukaryota, Viridiplantae, Streptophyta, Magnoliopsida, Myrtales, Myrtaceae. The coding region runs from base 117 to 611 and encodes 164 amino acids.